Molecule: messenger RNA, 837 nt
Organism: Anthostomella pinea
Lineage: Eukaryota; Fungi; Ascomycota; Sordariomycetes; Xylariales; Xylariaceae
Source: the annotation of a GenBank genome assembly
AUGCAUACCGCAUCCCUUCUGCCGGCGCUGCCCAUCCUGGCUUCACACGGAGCGCGUAUUCUGCAAUCGAACGACGAUGGCGGGGCCGAGCUGUAUAUCCGCUCAUUCAACGAUGCCCUGAACAAGGCCGGUCACGACGUCGUCCUGUCUGCCCCAGCCGAGAACAAGUCGGGCACCGGUGAGUUUACACAUGCCCCUUUCUCAUCUCCGGGUCGUAUAUACUCACGAAGCUCUGCAGACUCAAUAGAUCUGGAACCCGAGCCACGCACAGAUUCCUGUGAAUACAACAGCUGCCCAGCCAACAGCGGCCCCAUCGGCACAAACAAGACCAACACGCGGCUGAACUGGGUGAACUCGUUCCCCGUCACGUCGGCGCGCUACGGCAUCGAUAUCUUCGGCCCGCUGAUCUGGGACGGCGAGGGCCCCGAGCUCGUGGUAUCAGGACCAAACGUGGGCUCGAACCUCUGGGUCCAGGUGCCCUUCUCCGGCACCGCAGGCGUCGCCGUCUACGCAAGCCACGCCGCCCAAAUCCCAGGCAUCGCCUUUUCAGCCGCGUCGGGCGGCUGGCUCGCCUUGAAACACAUCUCCCGUUCCGCGCGAAGCCUCGUGUACGCACAGCUCGCCACGCAGCUCACCAACGCGAUCCUGGCCUCGGGCAAGUCGCAUGAUGUCGAGACGUGCGGCGGCACUCGCCUGCCGACUGAGACGAGCGUCCUGCGUGGCGGGGGCUGCCGCAUUGCGGUCAGUGUUGGCGAGUCGAGGUACAAGACGACGGCGGCUGCGGACAAGCAGGCGGUGGUGCUGAAGAAGCUGGGGAGCAUGUUGACUUGCGUGUAG